GACGGAUCAAACAUUACGAUGGACAGGUAUCGGGAAGUCGUAGAAGAGAAAAAAGCUUUGGAGGCUCUAAUCGCCAGCCUGAGGUUGCAUCUCACUCGACUAACGACCGACUUGUCAUAUCAACAGCAGAUAUUGGGUGAACUCCGCUCUCUGCGCGAGUCGGAUGCGAAAACACUGGCAGAAAAGUCACAGGAGAUAAAUCAGCUCAGGGAAGAGGUGGAGCGUCUGGCUGGGGAGAUAGAAGUUUUAAGGGGGGUGGUGGAAGAGGGCUUACAGGAAAGGCGGUUAGUCAGAGAACAGCUUUCCAUGAGGGCACCCGAUCAACCGAUUGGCGCUCUGAAUCAGCAGCAAGGCGAGCUUGAAAGUCAAAGGGCCGAAGCUGAAGAAGACGACAGUUCUAGUCGACCUCAAAGUCCUGUCAUUCGACGUGCUACGCCAACACCCAGACGAGCGUCGUUUUCCCGAGUGCAUUCCCCCAAUGGAACAAAUAUUAUGAAUAGGCCCCCGAGCAGUUUGUCUUCCUCCCAUGCUGGAUCCUCUCGCCCAUUCGUUGACCCAGAAGAACUGGAUCGUAUCUCCGUGGAACUGGAGGAGCGGAGAUCGGAUCGAUCGUCUUCAUCAUCGCGUACAAAUUCACGGGUCCAGGACCAUUCUGCAGCCCUCGAUGUCGAUCAGCGCAUCACAUCGUCCCGCAGAACCAGUACUAAUGGCAGUGUACGCUCGGGUAACAGGAGCGCCCGCGAAAGUGUGCGGGGGUUUGGAUCAGAGGGCGUUAGUGUACCCGAGCGAGGCGACGAUGUUGAUUUCCUCACUCGUUCAAAGCUGCACCACCAGGACGACGAUAUAGCGCAGCCCCUUCCAGCUGUCCCUGGUAGAAGCGCUCAGCACGAGAAGAUUACUCAGAUUCAGCGGAGUGCGGGAAGUGAUCCAGUCACACCGUUUCCCCGAAUCAGGUCUGGUCACCUUGAGCGUCUCUUCUUCUCCGCUCCCGAGCACAACGCAAAAACAUGUACAGUUUGUCAUAGGCGUCGUCGGCCGCUUUCCGGUCCAAAGUCGUCAUUUGAACCCCGGCCUCCUAAGGCCCAUGUUGAAGUGGAAGAUAACGACGAAGGAUUUCAUGAGGGGUCUGAAAGCGAUGCACACCAACAUGGUGACACCGGUGUUGGUGCAAAAGACAAAGGUAAACAACUUGAACACGACGCCCUCCAGUCUUAUGGUUCCUACGAAGAAUUAUGUUCAAGAGAUGCCCUUCCUCCCCAAACCGUCCUUUCCAGGGUAUUGAGGGAGUUAGAAGACGAUUUCGCGCACUAUAAAAGCAUCUAUGUUGAGUUAGCAGAUCAAUAUCGUCUAAUGGAUGCUGUAUCAAAUGUCCCGAAAAGAAACACCUUGGCGGAACAUCUCAGAGAAGUGAUUGAUAUUUUGGAACGCAAGGGCGAUCAAAUCGCGUCUUUGUAUGAUCUUCUUGCAUUUAAGGAUAAACCAGUAGCAGCCGGCGCUGGAAAGACCCACAAUCACCCCCGUCAAGGCACA
Serpula lacrymans var. lacrymans S7.9 is the source of this 1530-nucleotide messenger RNA. RefSeq lists its product as uncharacterized. Lineage: Eukaryota; Fungi; Basidiomycota; Agaricomycetes; Boletales; Serpulaceae. The transcript is spliced from 4 exons. Gene Ontology annotation, molecular function: microtubule binding. The record is from RefSeq and is a predicted model, not a curated record. The annotation marks the transcript as partial.